AUUGAGAGGGUGGGAAUGGGAACAAAUCUCCAAUCAAGGCUCGUUAAGAUCACCUGGGCCGCCUCCCAAGUAGAGAGGCAACCAUCUGGAAGUUUCUCACUCAUUAACGCAACAAAGGCAAGUUCACAAACACAGGGAGGAACACAGACAAGACGUGAACACAAAGCCAUGGGGAUGCAAACACGCAGGAAGAUGAUGACUUUCCGUGAGAGCCAGCGGAGGUCAAAGGUAAAGCUGGGUGUCGGCAUCGCAACAUGCAUCCUGCUCAUCCUGGGAGCGCUAGCAAUAGGAGCGUACUUCUUGGCGGAGCGGUUAAUUGCAGAUAACUACUUCUUCUGCCAGAGCUCUCUGGGGUUUGUCCCCUCAGAGGUCACCUGUGAUGGGAAAGCCGACUGCAUGUACGGAGAGGACGAGGCCAACUGCGUGUCCAACGUCACCAGCAAUGGCACCUUCCCGGUGCGUCUUGUGAGCAAUCAUUUGGUGCUGCAGGUGUACUCUGCUGGGAGCGGCUGGAGUUAUGUGUGUGCUGAGAACUGGAGAUGGCGCCACACCCAACGCAUCUGCCGGCAACUAGGCUACACCGAGAGUCCCCGCAGUUCUCUUGUCCCAGUGGAGAGUCUGCCCGCCCACCUGCCCAAGUCCUUCAGUGGGGUUCAGGCUAAAGCCUCAUCAAACACUGCACUGGUUCCCACAGGUGUUAGACCACAGAAAUCUUGCUCCUCUGGCUCGGUCAUUGCACUCUCCUGUUCAGACUGUGGGCCCGCGGUGGGUGAGGAUCGGAUUGUGGGCGGCAGCGACACCUUUAUCGAGGAGUGGCCAUGGCAGGCCAGCCUGCAGUGGAGGGGCCAGCACCUCUGUGGGGGCUCGCUGGUCUCCCUCAGAUGGGUCGUUACAGCUGCACACUGCUUCAACAGUCAGACCAGGGAAGUGGACCACUGGCGUGUCGUGCUGGGCAGGACGCAGAUGGGGUCAUCUGGGGGCGUUUCCGUGGAGAGUAUCGUCAUUCACAGCAGCUACAAACCCACAUUGUAUGACUACGACAUUGCCUUGAUGCAACUCUCCCAACCUGUGGAGACUACAGACUCUGUAUAUCCAGUAUGUUUGCCCCCAUACUAUGUGCCCUUGAAGACUGGAGAACCACUCGUAGUGACUGGCUGGGGUUUACUUGAGGAGAACGGUGAGCUAGCCUCUGUCUUGCAGAAGGCCACGGUUCCUCUGGUUGACAAGGGAGUCUGCACCCAACCAUCUGUCUACGGCACCUCCAUCUCACCCAGAAUGCUUUGCGCUGGGUAUAUGAAGGGUGAGCUGGAUUCUUGCCAGGGUGACAGUGGGGGUCCUCUGGUGUAUCUGACCUCUCACUGGCAGUUGGUGGGUGUGGUCAGCUGGGGAAGGGGGUGUGCCCGCAACAACUACCCCGGCGUCUACACCAAUGUCAGCACAGUGCUUGAGUGGAUCCACUCAGUCAUCCAAAAUUCUUGACGAACCUCAUAAUUAGUAUUUUGAAGUCAUUCCUUCGAAGCAUCAGGUGAUCAUAUAUAAAGGAUAAAUAUAUCCAUUAUCAUUAUGCUGCUGGGUACCAUCAUUACUAAACAUCCUGCCAAAUGUGUUUGUGUUGUUUUAAGUCAUGCUGUUAUGCUGCAUGCUGUUAUCAUCAUAGUUAUCCCACUUUCAUCUACUUACCUGAAAAAUAUUGUUUCAUGUACAGAUUUUUUUUUUAUACAUACACAUUUAAAUGUACAGGUCUUGAGAGGUUUGUGGAAAUUGUUUAUUAGAAUGACACACACAAAAAAACAAUAACGCCAUCCUUUGUAUUUUAUCCAAAACUUUUAUUUCUUAAGCUUUUGUAAUAAAGAAAAUAUAAUUGA
Molecule: messenger RNA, 1865 nt
Organism: Alosa alosa (allis shad)
Lineage: Eukaryota; Metazoa; Chordata; Actinopteri; Clupeiformes; Clupeidae
Product: transmembrane protease serine 3-like
Exons: 12
Coding region: 16-1479 (487 amino acids)
Biological process (GO): proteolysis
Cellular component (GO): membrane
Molecular function (GO): serine-type endopeptidase activity; protein binding
Source: RefSeq, a predicted model, not a curated record